GUAGUUUCCCGAUGUUCGUGCGCACGACACUGGCGGAGUUGAAAAAUGACAUGACUCAGGUGAAGCGGGAGAUUGUGACGCCGAAACGGAUGACAGAAACUGUCAAUCAGUUGUCUAAAAUAAGGGAGCAGUGAAGAAUCGCUAAGAGAAACUUUUUUUUUUACAACAGGACCCUGAAUGCAUCAUCAACGUGAGCGACCACGUUCCCUUACGUCGAAGAUACGCGUCUCGUAUCUCGUUUUGUUAAGUAAAGCGAGACGCCUUUGAGGAGGGAUGUUUUUACGUCGGAUUUUACGAGCGAACUUGCUCGGUGUGAAAUGGGCUCAUGACAGCCGGUUGUUACAGAACCAUCCACGCUGCAGAAGUGACGAGGUCCGGCUGGCAGAAGAGGCCAGCAGGAGGUAUGGAUUCCCAGCACCGAACAUCUUCUCCAAAAUCAUUGACAGAAGUGUCCCAGCGGACAUCAUCUAUGAAGACGAGAAGUGUUUGGCCUUCCGAGAUGUCAGCCCUCAGGCCCCUGUGCACUUCCUGGUGAUUCCGAGAAUUCCAAUUCCAAGAGUCAGUGAAGCCAAAGAUGAUGACUCUCAGCUCUUAGGUCAUCUGCUGGUUGUUGCCAAAAAUGUGGCCAAGCAGGAAUCGCUAACCGAGGGAUACAGAGUUGUGAUCAACGACGGGAAACAUGGUGCUCAGUCUGUUUACCAUCUUCACAUCCACGUGUUAGGAGGGCGACAGUUGACAUGGCCACCGGGAUGACAGUUCAACUGGGACUUUAUGACCCAUUUUUGUCUGUCUCUGAAGUUCUAAGGACAUGCAUGUCAUCACUGCCUUUAAAGUGACUUUAAAUAAAGGAGCCGCUCAAGUUCUUUGUUGUCUUAU
This is a messenger RNA of Synchiropus splendidus (mandarinfish), 876 nucleotides long. It is a transcript of the gene hint2, whose product is annotated as histidine triad nucleotide binding protein 2. The record is from RefSeq and is a predicted model, not a curated record. Gene Ontology annotation, molecular function: hydrolase activity. Lineage: Eukaryota; Metazoa; Chordata; Actinopteri; Syngnathiformes; Callionymidae. Gene Ontology annotation, cellular component: cytoplasm; mitochondrion. The transcript is spliced from 5 exons. Bases 274 to 753 code for a protein of 159 amino acids.